AUGACUAAAAACAACCUGGAUGUCCAUCUCAAAUGGCUGCUGAACCAAGGCCGUUCACUGUAUCCUUCCCUCACAUCAUUCGCCCAAGAGAUUCAGGAAUCCGCUAGCCGCCGAGUCACAACGGGUCAACAGACUUCGCAAAUCAAUGCGACGGUCAUCCAGGCAGACAGUAUCGAUGUUAGCGACUCUCAAGCCAUUGCAGGGACAAGAUUCGGGCAUGAUGAUGGUGAUGAUGCUGGAGGCAAUACCACAGAGUUAGAUCCCGACACGAAUAUGGCACGAUUGCUACUUGCUCCCCAGUCCGCGAGUAAACCACGAAUGCUCAGUCGUGAGAGCCACUUGACCAGUACACCGAAUUCCGCAGGACGACGGACAUCGGUGAAGUCUUUCACCGAACAGAGAGCUACGGCUGACCAGCGUGGUCUUGGCCAAGCGAGUCAAGGGGACUGGUCUGCUUCCUUUGGCAGUGCUUCUCGGCCGACUGCUACCCCUCUUCGAACGAAACGCCGGGUGGAUCUGACAUCGCCUCUAAUCGAUUCCAUUGAUUUAACAGGAGACUUGGAUCGCCCUUUAGCUUCGUCUGAUACGGUUGAAGAUUUUGGUUCACCACGACGGCUAUGGACGGAGGAUGCUGCGUCCCUCAGAGAACCAUUUGAAAAGCGUGGCAAGAAACGGAAAAGUGAUGAGUAUCGAUCCGAUCUCCUGUCACCAAGAAAGAUUGUUCAAAAACAUCUUACUCCCUCGCCACUCGUCACUGCGAAAUCUGCGUAUCCAGAUGGAUCAGAAAAAUUUCAUUCGGCGAAAGAUGACAGUGGCUCACCUCUCUCAAGGCUAUGGGAACGUGGGUCGUCAUUAUCUCGAACUAGUCGCACUGAUCGUAUCAUUGCCGAUUCCGAUGAUAAUGACGAUGAUGAUAAUCUAUUCGAGUGGAUUGAGGAAGGUGAACCCGCUCUCGCUACCCCUGAUGCGUUGUAUCCGGUUCUGCCGAAGGAUUUAUCCACGAGUGAUACUGAGAUCAUUGAGCCCAAGAAACGCUUGAAGAAAGAUGGUUCUGCCUCUCUCCAGCCGACGGACAGUUCAGCUCCACGACCAAAGGAUAAGGACCAUUUGGACCAUAGGCAAACUUCAGGCGUACCGAUGUCUUCCUAUCUACCAGGAUCUCAGCCCCACGAUCCAGUCAUUCUCGGGUUCUUGAAUUCCCCUGAAAGCUUUCUUGAUCACUUGUUGUCGAAUCUUCAGAACACUCUUACGAAGAAUUCGGAAAUCGUCUACCAACGAGCAAUGAUGGGUGAACCAGCCCCUGAGUUCAUAUCUGAGAAUAAAACUAUCACAAAAAAGAUUGAAGCCAUUGGGUUGCUAAAGCAAGAGAAAAAGGCUUAUCAGACUCUAGAAAGACGGAAAGGGAACCUCAAGAAAGCACUUAUCGACUUCAUUUCUCGUGGCGGAGACCCACAGUCUAUGCCGGACGAGAUUGCGCAAAGUCGAGAUGUCGCGUCAAAGCUCCAAGGCAUCGGAGAGCAAAUGGGCCUCCUGCUUGCAAAAGUUGGUAUUGACUCCGACACGAUUGGAAAAAUUGGCCGAGAUAUGCGAAGUGGCUCGGAAAUAGUCCCUUCUUCGUCUGGAAUUAGGGCUUCAAGGCAUUCGAAAGAAGUUCAGACGGAGGUUCUACAAACAUCCUCUGUCUCGCGCCACAGAGCGCCCGUACGGACGCCAUCCGAGAUUUGCCUUGGUCGAAUGAUUGCAUCCGAACGUGUGUCCGGCACUACUUCCAGAACUCCCCGUGAUAGUACAAUAGUGAAGGAGUUCGACUUGGAUGAAUCAGCGAUAUGUGAAGAAACUGACACUUUUACAAGGACUAUGGGAAGCCCGUCUCAUUCUUUUGGUGAUGUGGAUGAAUUCGACCUGGAGGCAGAUGAUGCAGAUAUGCUGGAAGUUGCAGAGCAUUUUGAUAGCAGGCUUGCAUCAACAAACGAGAGAUCUGCAUCUCCGGCACGUAAAGUCUUCGUCGAGACGUCCGGAAACAUUUCAAGAUUUGCGGGAACGCAAAAAUCACAGACUCACAACCCUUUGUGGAACCAGCAUCCAUGGUCGAAGGAUGUAAAACGUGUUUUGAAAGAUAAAUUUCAUCUUCGCGGAUUCCGAAUGAACCAGCUUGAGGCAAUAGAUGCAACUUUAAGCGGAAAAGAUACAUUCGUUCUCAUGCCGACAGGAGGAGGAAAGUCCCUUUGUUACCAGUUACCCUCUGUUGUGACUACUGGCUCAACCAGGGGUGUCACAAUUGUGGUUUCACCCCUCUUGAGCUUGAUGCAAGACCAAGUAUCCCAUUUGAAAGCGAUUAACAUCAAGGCGUUUUUGCUCAACGGUGAGACAAAACGGGAUGAAAGAACGUGGAUCAUGCAGACGCUGUCUGGACCAGUGGCCGAGGAACGCAUCGAGUUGUUAUACAUCACGCCGGAGAUGAUUAACAAGAGCCAGGCUCUUAUCCAAAGUCUAGAAAAGCUCAACAAACGCCACAGACUUGCCCGGAUUGUGAUUGACGAAGCCCACUGUGUCAGCCAGUGGGGACAUGAUUUCCGGCCGGACUACAAAGAACUGGGAGAAAUCAGGAAUCGGUUACCGGGCGUUCCAAUGAUAGCCUUGACAGCCACUGCAACAGAAAACGUUAAAGUUGACACCAUCCAUAAUCUUAAGAUGGAAGGCUGCGAGAUAUUUACACAAAGUUUCAACCGUCCCAAUUUGACAUACGAGGUGCGGCAAAAGGGCAAAAGUUCAGAGGUCAUGGACAGCAUAGCCAAUACGAUCAAAACAUCAUAUCCCAACAAGUCUGGCAUUGUCUACUGUCUGUCGCGCAAAGCUUGUGAAAGUGUUGCGGAGAUUCUGGCAUCUAAGUACAAAAUCAAGGCGGACUUUUACCACGCUGGAGUAGCAUCCGCCAAGAGGGCAGAAGUCCAAGAGCGCUGGCAGACCGGUCGUGUUCAUGUCAUCGUUGCCACCAUUGCCUUUGGAAUGGGAAUUGAUAAACCAGAUGUACGCUUUGUCAUUCACCACAGCAUUCCCAAGAGUCUUGAAGGGUACUAUCAAGAAACUGGACGAGCCGGUCGUGAUGGCAAGCGCUCAGGCUGCUAUCUUUAUUAUUCAUAUCGGGAUUAUACAUCCCUCCAAAGCAUGAUUGAUAAGGGUGAAGGCAGUAACGAGCAGAAGACUCGACAGCGUCAAAUGCUACGGAAUGUUAUGCAGUACUGCCUCAACCCAGCUGACUGCAGAAGAGUACAGAUUCUUGCAUACUUCAACGAAUACUUUCGUCAGGCAGACUGCAAUCGCUCCUGCGAUGUUUGCACCUCAGACACCGGUUUUGAACACCGUGAUUUCUCGCACCAUGCCAUUUCUGUCCUGAAAAUUGUCCGAUAUUUCGAGACCCUUGGAGAUAAUGUAACAAUGACCUAUUGCGUGCACAUGUUUCGCGGAACCAUGAAAAGAUUCCGUUCCCCCCAGCACAAGGAAGUCCCCGGCUUCGGCCUGGGGCAGGAAUCGGAACCGGGCGUCGUGGAUCGGCUUUUCCUGUGGCUCCUCAUGGAGGGUGCUCUGCGCGAAGAAAACGUCCUCAAUGGGAGCGCCUUUGCGAAUCAAUAUCUCAAGAUUGGUGAACGUGCUGUUGAUUUCGAGAGUGGGCGGCGUAAACUCAAGCUCGCCAUACCUGCUGGGUCAAAGCGCAAAUGCCCAGCUGCUGCUGCUGCACGUCCUCGGAUCGAAGCCCCACAGUCCACAAAUGUCUCAUCUCCCAUACAACAGUCGGCGAAUCGCCACCGCUUUGCACAGUAUCGUUACCAAGGCGACUCCGACGGAGAGAGGGAUAGCGAUGGCUUCGAGCGUAUUCGGAUAGCUGGCGAACCGCGGCGGCAAGACAGACGAAGUCCUGGCCCGCCGAUAACUGGAGAUAGUCGCUUUGACAACCUUGACUCGCUUCAUAGGACAGUUGCCGAAGAUUUUAUGUUCUACGCAAAGAACUUCUGCCAAGACUUGGUCCUCAAGAAGAAUCUUCGCAACCAGCCUUUCAGUGACGGAAUCCUGCGUGAGAUGGCCAUCGUCUUUCCAAAAAAUCUGCCAGAGCUUGCUAGACUCCCUGGGAUAGACCCAGACAAAAUUGAGCGAUACGGGCCUCAGAUAUUGAAACUCGUACGAGACGCUCAACGUCGGUAUGAAGAGCUGAAGCAGGAGCGUGAUGACAAUGACGGCGUCGUUCCAGACCCUAAUCAUCAUUGUGUAAUCACUCUUUGCACCGACGACGAGUUCAGCGAUCCCGAUGACAUUUUUGCCGAUCAAAUGGCAUCACUGGGAGGUGAUGAGGAUGUCAUCGCUAGUCGAUACUUCCCACCACAGCCGACGGCAGACCUAUCGGUUGGCGAAUAUCAAGAUACUCAGUCUAGUCGUUCGAAGAAACGAAAGCCGUCGUCUGCUCGUAAAUUUCGUCGCAAGAAUGUGACUGAAUCGAACUCUAGGGCCAAAACACCACGGCCAAGAAAGAAGACUGGUGACCGUGCUGAUAAGCGAACCUCUGGUCCCCGAACUGGUUUCAAGGCGAAGAGUACUGCCCAGAGUACGACCUCCAGCAUCGGAAUGAUGCCAAUCUAA
Molecule: messenger RNA, 4629 nt
Organism: Aspergillus clavatus NRRL 1
Lineage: Eukaryota; Fungi; Ascomycota; Eurotiomycetes; Eurotiales; Aspergillaceae
Product: RecQ family helicase MusN
Exons: 4
Coding region: 1-4629 (1542 amino acids)
Biological process (GO): double-strand break repair via homologous recombination; DNA replication
Cellular component (GO): chromosome; cytoplasm; nucleus
Molecular function (GO): nucleic acid binding; 3'-5' DNA helicase activity; four-way junction helicase activity
Source: RefSeq, a predicted model, not a curated record